This is a messenger RNA of Suillus clintonianus, 8681 nucleotides long. RefSeq names its product golgi-body localization protein domain-containing protein. The coding region runs from base 170 to 8569 and encodes 2799 amino acids. NCBI's taxonomy places the organism in Eukaryota, Fungi, Basidiomycota, Agaricomycetes, Boletales, Suillaceae. The record is from RefSeq and is a predicted model, not a curated record. The transcript has 18 exons.
UGCAGCUUGGACGACCAGGACUACAUCAUCAACUCGAGGUUUACGCGUUAACAACGCUCUGCUAGUACAUAAUCGCUGACUCUUCCUCUCCUUUCCGACAUUCCUUCCAACUUUUCAUUCCCGGCCCCUACUCUAAUACCACACUCUGUAACUAAGCGCCGCACACAGCAUGUCGAUAAUUCGGACAGUUCUGCGGCAUCGCCGUAGUACCGUUUUUGGGACGAUUGGUCUCGCACUCUGGUUCUAUGUGUUUGGCCCAACUACCUUGUGGUCAUGGUUCACGCUUGUGUCCUCCCUCGCUGCGGUGGUCGUAUUCCUGUCUAUAGCGAGAGCAUAUAUCGCUCCUUACAUCGUCACGCGUUUCUCCAAUCAUCUACGUGUGCGGAGCAUUAGUCUUCGCUCGAUUCGCGGUCUAUACUUUCGUCGAGGAAAUCGUACGUGGCAUGUCGAACGCAUCGGGUAUUCGUACAGUUUGUCUGGGGAGGGCAAGCCCAUAGGAAUACUACUCAAGAUUCAGGGUCUCAGAAUUGAGAUUGAGCAGCUAUCGCACGAGCAGCCCGCUCGGACUAAGCAUAGGAGGAGAAUCACUCUUGUAGACUUGUCACCUUCCCCACUGGUUCUGCACUUAUGGUCUAUCAUGUCAGCCGUAUAUUGGGUGCUUGACCCGAUAAUCCGCCCUAUAAUCCGCGUUUCUGUCACGUCCAUCUUGAAUCAGGUGAUUCACCGUAUCCCGACUCUAACUCAAGCACUUCGUCUGGAACUUGAAUCGGCGGUCAUCGCACACACUGCUAUCCCAGAUGCCCAACUUGUCAUCGAAGGAGCAACCUUACACGCGCAUCUCACUUUCAGCCAUCUUCAGGUCCCCGUUCCCCGUUCUGACCAAAACAACGGUCAAGGGGACUACAGACCGUCUGCUGCAGCAUUGGCCAUGGGAGCGUGGAAGUCUCGGCUUGCGAUGGGUUUCAAGCGUACGUGGAGACGUGCUUGGGAUAGGACACUGGGCCAAACAAAGGCCUCUUUGACGUUCGAUUUGAUGAUCAAUAAAGUUAUCGGUGACACCCCUAUCCAUAGUCAUCUGGGCGGCGAACCAAUCGUGUAUCUGCCUGAGACAGUAAAUCUCACUGGGGCUGCUCGAUUCAGUCCACGAGACGGGAAGAUAGAAGCGGGAAGUGUCGAAGUUACUUUGCGCGUUCCGAAUGUCCAUGUCUCCAUCGACCGCUGGCAAUCCAUCCUUGCAAUCAUCGAUAACCAGAAAACCAAGAAUGCACAAUCUCCUGACUCACCCUUGCUGACGUCGCCACUUUCGCCUCAAAGUCCUAUGCUUUCGAGUGAAAGUAGUUCUGCAUCCUAUAAUCGUCCCCACUUUACAUUGCCGCCUGCUCGUUCUCGCAAGAGAAGGUCUCACAUGUCAUUGUCCUUCCUAUCCAAGAUCCAAGUGGACAUAUGUUCAAUCAACGUCACCAAAACAGUCAAAGGAGACGUUUACAGGGCUUCAGUGCAAGAUGUGUCUUGCGUUUGCGGUCCGAGCGACCCGGAUAAAAACUCUUCGCACCACGCUUGGCUCGGAUCUCUUCAUUCACCCACGUCUUCCGUUUACUUUUUACGACUCAAAAUCCGGGAAAGUGGCCUCAGUAGGCUCAAUAAUGUCUUCACUAGUAGCCUCCAGGUGCUUCUUCUCGGCGCCCUAGAUGCGUCCUUCACGGCAUCGGAAUGGCCUUCGUCCUUGCAACAGAUUUCAUUGGGUGAUCCAAAUCGGCCUUUGUUGUUGAUGGAUCUCGCACUCGCUGAAUUUGCUGUUACGGACCGCUUGGAUGUGGUACAUCGACUAUUAAGCAGUCCACCAAUCUCCUCUCCUCCCCGCGCGUCCCUCGCACUCCCUGAGACCUUGUCACAUAUCCCUCGAAUUAUCGCCAAUAUUGACGUUGGCCGUCUUUCUGCACGUCUGGUCUGUGUUGAUGUAAAGGGCUCUCACACGCCGUUUACCCUAGUCUUGGAGUCCAAAGGUCUCAAUGCCCAUUGCACAUCGACGUUCCGUACGAAGCCUUCCAUCACAUUCAAUUCCUCUCAUCCCUACUCUGAUCAGACUGGAUUGCACAUGAUCCUGCAGUGGGACUUUCAUAUGGAGCCUGUCUUUUUGAACCUAAACACAGCUUCUAUUUCGCGAAGAACCUCAAGACGGUUCUCCACACAGAAUCCGAACUCAGAAGGCUUUGACAGCUUGCUCUCCCUCGAAGCAAUUGAGGCCAAGGGAACAUUGGCUGCUGUCGGGGAAUUUAUUGAUGAUGGACAGACCGCGUUCAAUUUGCUGCGCACCAAAUCUCUUUUCCUCGACCUACACUGUUACACAGAAGGGAUCAUAUUGGAAUUGUGGCACCCGCAGUAUGUGGCUGCUGUCAUUGCCGUUAUUCCCUUACUCCUGACGAAGGAGAGCACGUCUGCGCCUUCUGAUAAACCUCUCACUCUGCCUCUAGGUUUUACCGUGUCUCUGUCUGUCGCUCGGCUGGUCCUUUUCGUCACAGGUCAAGAUAUCAAUCCCAACGCCGAAAACGAUGUCACAUGUGGUGUUGCAUUUAACACCGGCAUAGCGAUGCGGUACUGUUCCAUGCAUCCAGAGCAAGCGAAUUCUGUGGAGCAUGGGAGGACACGGACACGUACGCAGAACAGACAUAAGCUCCAUCUUCCUACAGACUACCUUGCAGACGCAUUGGUCUCCGCAAGGGCUUCUACGACGUCCACUGAAAGUACUGCUUAUGGGAAAAUGGUCCUGUGGAAUACGUUUCUGCGCUCAGCUGCUGCUGACACAUAUUCGAUGGACGACCCGUAUAUCUUUGAGAAAGACGAUCCUGCAUUCGCGGGCAAAAAUUUCGUAUACAUACACAGAACGGAGGUCGACGUCACUUCCCGAGGGACCAGGUCACAAAGUUUGGGAACUUUGCAGUGCAGUACGAAUACUAUAUCUGCGGCCAUUGACGAAGUCCGAAUUUCCUUUGACUUGGGGCAUGUCACCGCCUCCCUUCUUGCACUUCAAGUAUUGCGGAACAUAAUGCCUAAUCCACAACCUGCAAAAGCGUCGGGUGGCUCACAUGUCCUGGGCUUGAGCUUCCGGGGGAUGGUCAAGGCUCUGCAGAUCCAGUGGAAUUUGCCAGGUCAGCAGCCUGUCACGCGGAUCAACUACCUGGAGGCGACUGUUAGCCCUGAGAAUGUCGAGUGCUGCUUUAAUUCACUCGUGUUCUGGGUUCCGAUGCCUGCAAAGCCGCAUCGGUGGAGGGAGGCAGAGGAAGAUAGAUGGGAGGAGCUUGGGCGCUUGCAUAGAUGGACAAUUACUUGUGGAGGUAAUCCUAGCGACGCUAUCCUCAUUGAAGGGGACAGUGUCCGCUUCGCAGUUCCUUCAGGAUAUAUACUCGCGGACUUGCUCCUUGACAUUACCAUGUCAAUCAAGGCUUCGCGCCACAUACAUCGUAUGGUCACCACAGGCACAUACUUUCCUUUCCCUCCUCCAGAGGCCGAGGGUCCGAAGGUUGUGCCGAACAUCUCGGUGUCUAUCCGUGCCAUAUGCUUGGAGGCAGCAGAUGACCCUUUCGAAUCUCAACUUGGGUUGCUUUGCAGAACUGGCCUCGACGCUGCCAAAGAGCGCAUUCAGCGGGAAGACGCGUUUGACGCAAAAGUUUCUGCGAUAUUGGCUGCAGAAGGAGCUGAUGCUCCGCCGUCACAUAACACUGCAUUCAGCUCAGACUACCAAUUUGACGCGGGUCAUUCCAUUUCAGUUCAUGAGGCCCGGGAAAGACUACAUAUGGUCCAUUCUCUCGAUUGGCUUUUGCGACACAGACAACGAAGGCAAAAAAGGGCAGACAAAGAAGAUAACUUCCACCGAAAUUUCCGAGGGCCAAAUCCAUUGAAACGCCCAACCAAUGUCCCUAAUCUCGUGAACGUCUCUAGUAGCCGACGUACGCCACCCCUAUUCCGCGCAGUCAUCUAUGGAUUUCAGCUACAGCUCUCUCAGCCAUCAUUUCCACCGGAGCGACUACCUGACUUCUUGCAUGUUCAAGGCCGAGGCGUCCCCAAGGACACUUCUUACACGCUCCUUGUUCCAGUGCAUCUCGACGUCUCGUUGACAUCUCUUCGAGUCACGCUUCGAGACUAUCCGUUGCCACUCCUGCAUAUCCCGUUUCAUUCUGAAGGCAAAGACCUUCCUGUUCUGAAGUUCAUUUCUGACUUGGUCAUCGCCGAGGACAUGGGAUCAUCGCAAUCUGUCGAGUGGAUACCCUGUAUGAUCGGCGGGGCUCACGGUGGCUUUGUUCCGGGUAGCCCGCUCGUAAUUGAAGUUCCAAAAACCAUCAUGCCCGUCAAGACAUACGCUAAUCCCACUGUCCAAGUUAUGACUGAUGGCAUAACAGCCUUUGGUUGGGGCGUGAGCUACAGUGCAACGACUCAAGAUAUUGUUCGGGUCUUGGAGAGCUUAACAUCAGAAACGCGUGAUCCGUCUCCCAGUAUUGGAUUCUGGGACAAGCUGAGGCUCAUCUUCCACUGGACCAUAGAAGUUUCAUUCACCAAUGAGGCCAGGCUUUACAUGAAAGGUACACGCGAUCCAUACACCCUUCACGAUGAAGGUGCUGGUUUUGCACUCUGCUGGAAAGGAAAUCCAAAAUUACUUGUUGGAUUUCCGAACGACGUCAACGAACUUAUCCAGGUAUCAAGUGAUACUAUGUCUAUCAUCAUUCCAAAAUUCGAUUGCGAGUCGGAUACCGCUCAAAACAAGCCAGACGCCAGUGAAGCUCAUAACACCGCGCCUGGUUGCGUUAAGACCUGUGCGAAACUUGGCUCCGGUGUACGUUUCGGAGUUGGUGUCAUCCUGGAACGGUCUUGCAGCAGCGAAGAUUGUACAUCUUGCGCCGGUUCCUCCUUCGAUCGUCAUUGCCGCUUUUUCACCUUCCGGCCUCAUCAUGAUGUGCAACUUGCGACUACGAAAACUGACAUACUACAUCCACAGAGACUUCACGACUCCUAUAGGGGCUUCCGCUCUGACUUCAUUCACCUCUCUGUGUCUUUAACGUCGUCUCUGCAUUCGCAUACCUGCGCCGAUCCAUCUAGCCCAAGCAGUUUCCAUUUGACACCACACGCAUUUGCUCAUUUCUGGUCCUGGUGGGCACUCUUCGACAGCAAUCUGUCAUUGCCAGUCAGACAGGGCUCGUAUUAUCCCUCCAAAGCAGGAUCUCCCAAGUUUUCUCGUCACCUUGCAACCGUGAAGUACCGGUUAUCGGCACCUCGCCUGUUCAUAUCUCAUGUUUACAUUGAUGACACGAGAGACUCCUGGGUUUCUGGGACCACCUCCUUUGUGGGCACUAAGGCUAACGUCGGCCAUUUCCAAGCAGAUAUGCACCAAAGGGACCAAGAAUCCAUCGCUCCAGGCGACAGUCAGGACAGCAUCAAGGUUGUGCGACAUAAGCCCUUCUAUGCGGCGGAGGUGGUCAUGAAAGACAUAGAUCUCCGCGCCAUGCUGGCCACCUUUUCUGAGCCCUUGAAACAAGCCAUUCCUCUAUCGUUCGAAGGCGAUAGGGACGCCAAUAACUCCACAAGGCCGCUACCAACAUCCGUUCCCUCCGAUUGGAUCGAUGCCGACGACUUUGUGGAAACGGAUUGGUCUUCCAAACAUGAACCAGAUAUACAGCUCCUUCCAUUGUUACUUUGUUCCAGAUUGACUUAUUUCAAGAAAAAUGUCACUUCUGGACCUAUGGAAGGCAGCAAAUUUGGUGUAGAGGAUACGCACACGUGUCUUCUUGGAAGCGAGGCGUCUGUUCCACAGAUCGAAGUCGACCUUGCCAACGAACGAAUCGCGCAACUCGGGGUCCUUGCCGCACAAAGUGCUCAUGCCAACGAAGGGACCUCAAAUUCUCUGCACAGAAUGAUGGCUUUGUUACAGGACUAUGCGAAUCAUUUACGAAUGACCGAAAAUCCUCACACGGCUUCUCGAAGCAGCAAUAUUGAAAACUACUAUAUGCCUUCUGAGACUGUCGAGGCUGAUGAAUGGGCAGAGUUUGAGAACGUUUACCAAGUUCAUGCCCCUAAGGUUUUCAUGAAUGAUUCUAUCCGUGAUAUCAUGUUGCAGUACUAUAAUUGUUCAAAGUCGCGACAGGGAUUUGAGUAUCACAUGGCAACUCGUGCUGUCAAGUUCAUCAGGGACCAGGCUGAUGCUGCCUUGUCAACUGGGCCUCCGACCAAUCCUGAAAAGUCAAAGGGUCCUGUGAAUACGACUCAGACUGCUGCAACUGUUCUUAAAAGAAUCUUGAACAGGGAUCGCAAUGGUGUCUCGAUUGAGGUUGCGGAUGAUGUCGCGGAUGAAGAUGGUGUCGUCAACCCUCUCGUCGGCUGGGAUGAAGGAGUGGCAUUGCAAAAACGUCAUUUCUGCCUCCUUUUGAAGCCUCAGAUCGUUUUGCGCAGUGAAGGAAGUCCUGAUUCCGUUUCCGUUUUGGCUGCUGUUCAGGCUAAACUGCAAGCAUUCACAAUCAUGGAUAAGUCUAACCUAGAGGAUCCGAUCAGCGGUACCAUCAUGACUAGGAGUUACAUGUCUUUGGACGGUCUCCAGACAUUCUGUCCCGUAGACUUGGCGUCCUGUGGCGACGGAUGUGUACCCCUGGAGGUUCUUAUCGACUACCGUUGUGAAAGUGACGCCUUCGACAGAAUAGUCCCCCAGACGAAUGCGACGUGCCAGUAUGAUCGGUUCAAUCGCCUUCGUCUACGUAAUAAUGUAACAUCAGUCACUCGGUCUGUGCCGGACAAUGAGCACCGUCGAGGCAAAUAUGCUCAUUUACAGAACGAGACAGAUCUGGUCCAAGUCCGUGUCCCUCGGUUCACUGUUUCUGCCAGUGACCGUCACUUCCAAUCGAUAUCCAACAUAAUCACAAACCUCAUACUUUUCUCUGAUGCCGCUCACAAAACUCGGUUGGACAGGCUUGAGGCUUUGCUCUUUGCGUACGACUUUACAGACUUCACAUCCGCGGCAAAUGUUGUCUCAGAUCUACAAAGUCGCCUUCGAAACGCUCUUGAGACGCGGAGGGAUGCUGAAAACCAUGCGCUAUCGGCCGCCUCGGGGACCAAGCUGGAAAUCCUCAAGCUCGGGGCCCACAUCUUCCUUCUGACUGAGGAACUUAAUCUGAUCUUUGACGCCAUCAAGUUAGCCCAGGACCGAGCCGAUGAGCGCUCAGACCAGAAGUCAGCGCUUCUGCUUUUGGCUUCUUCUUCCGAAAUUUCGUGGCAAAUGCUGGAUGAACACCAAGAACUUCUUGCAAAGCUCGUAGUCCGCGACAUUGAUUUCUCUUGGCUCAGCAAACAAGAUAGUGCGACGGCGACUAAUCUCGUGAUGGGAGACCUUCAGGCAUUUGACGGCUCUCCUCAGGCUCCUUGGCCCGAAAUUGUGUCCAAAUUUGAGGACCCAUCCAAUCACCCCAUGUCCAAGAGAGGAGUCUUUCUUGAUGCUGAUUGGGCAGUGCUUGCCCCUGUAGGGGGGAUUUCUAUCUAUGAAAAAUUCCAGCUUGAUUUCCAUCCAAUCAGACUUCAGCUAGACGCCAGUCUCGGUCAGCGAAUAAUGGAAUAUGUCUGGCCGGCGAGGAGAAGUAGGAAUAGAGGCACCGACACUGCACCUCCGUUCGAUACGCACCACCCCAAACCCCGAGCGUCAUUGGAUUCUUCAACACUCCUAAACCAGCCACGCUCAUCUUUGGAUUCCACCAGUCUCACUCCUCCUUUACGGAAGUUGGGCCCCUCAAGAUCGUUCACAGAUUUGCGAAGUGCAGCGGCAGAUUCCAUGAUCACGCCAUAUCCUGCUACACAAUCUAAUCAACGUUCGUUUACGGCAAGCCCUGAUACGCUGGAUGAAUCUCGUCGACAUAGACACGCGAUCAUGCGACAGGGAUCGUUAGACCAUAAGACCGACUUCGACGAGAUGAAAACGCGCUCCUCACAAAAGAACUUCGUGCUUGUUAAGAUUUCCAGUUUGGAGUUGUUGCUCAGCAUCAUGAAGGCUUCAUCUUUUGAAUGUCGUGAUGCGCGCAUUCGAACACACGCGUUGGAGAUUAGAAAUCAGACCUGGAGUUUCGAAGAGUUGGUUGAUCAGUUUAUCCCAUCUGAUCUCACAUGGAAAGGAUGGGUCAAGAUAGCUUUGCAUCAACCAUUGGUCCCGGUCUUCCCUGUGGCCCGAGAAUUAUUCUCGAAGACGAAGCUAACAGCUUCCAAAAGUGUCUCGCAGCUAGAUCCUCGACCCCCUCGGAAGAUACUGAAGCUAAAACCAAAGCGAACAGACACCAACUCGACAGUUGUACCAGCUAGACAGAGGAGGUCAUCCUCAAGCGGCACCAAUCCCAGGUUUAUUGGAAUGUCUCUCACGGACGAGCCUACCGUCAUGGAUGAAUCGACACCCUCCCCUACUGUGCCAGAUAAUAAUCGCCCGUCAAGCCGGGCUCGGCUGCUUAGUGUUUUCAGUCGCAGCAGAAAGAGCCUAGAAAAUACACUCGACUCCGGACACCAGUCUGUGGAUAAUUGUGAUCCUGACUCUGCAGUGACCAAGGAAGGUUUCUAAUGGAUACUCACAAGGAUUUCUCAUUGUUUUCUCUUAAUUUGUUUCGCCUACUUAUUAAUAUUAUAUCUGCUAUCAUCUUCCUUGCAAUGAAUGUGUCAGGGCCAGGCCGGGU